Messenger RNA from Didymodactylos carnosus, 321 nucleotides. Lineage: Eukaryota; Metazoa; Rotifera; Eurotatoria; Philodinida; Philodinidae. The record is from the annotation of a GenBank genome assembly.
AUGAUGGAACCGAUGAACCGUUGUCGAAGUAUUUUAUUGCAAGUACAAGAGCGUUUAUCUGAUGAUGAUCGCAAAAAAUUACAUUUUCUAGUUGGUGAUAUUAUUCCACGUGGAUUACGUGAUGAUCCAUCAAUAGGUGGUACAUUAAAUUUGUUAGAAGCAUUAUUCGAUAGAGGAAAAAUUUCGUCCCAAGAUUUUAGUUAUUUAAUUGAAGUAUUUGAGACAAUUGACUGUUCUGAUGCCGCAAAUCGUUUAAGAGGUAUUUAUUGGUAUCUUUUCACAAUAACACAAUCAUAUCAAAUAUAUAUUUGGAACAUUUAG